AUGUCGGCUGCGAUCUACUCCCUCCCCUUCGUGCGCGACCUGGUCGCUUCGGCGACGGGCAACAAGGAUAUCUUCUACAACCUCUCGUGGACCUCGGUCCCCCUUUCCCUGCUCAUCGCGGCGCUGCCUCAUUGGUACACGAUCUACCUGGCUGAAUCGAACAAGGUUCAGGGUGGAUGGUCGAACGUCAACCCUCGCUUCUGGGUCCAGUCCCUGAUCGCCAAGGGUCAGAAAGAAAAGCUCUCGCCGCUCGAGCUCACCAUCCUCCGUGGACAGUCUUGCCAGGCGAACGGCUUCGAGAACGUGCCCCUCUUCGUGGCGACGGUCAUCUGGGCCAACUACACGGGUCUCGAUGUCAACACCAUCAACAGGUUCGUCGUUGGCUGGCUGGCGUCAAGGGCCAUCUACAGCGUGCUCUACCUCAAGACGACCGGUUACGCCAACAGCUUUGCGAGGACCGCCGUGUUCCAGUUCGGCAUCGCAUAUAUCAUCACGGUGUUCAUCAAGGGCGCGUUCAAGAUCGCGCCCACCCUCAAGUGA
Molecule: messenger RNA, 540 nt
Organism: Kalmanozyma brasiliensis GHG001
Lineage: Eukaryota; Fungi; Basidiomycota; Ustilaginomycetes; Ustilaginales
Product: Membrane-associated, eicosanoid/glutathione metabolism (MAPEG) protein
Exons: 1
Coding region: 1-540 (179 amino acids)
Cellular component (GO): membrane
Source: RefSeq, a predicted model, not a curated record